AUGGCCGCACGUCAACCUAGAUUUAAUCAGCAAGUCUUGAUUGACACCACCCCAUUACCUGCGGAAAUCCCCCCAGUCACAGAAAUUGGUAGCAGUUCGGCGCCAUUACUGUCCGCGAGUUUCUUUAUCGGCGCAAGAUGUAGACCCUACAAUGACGAUUUCAUGCAAUGCAAGAAUGACAAUCCCGGAAAGGGAGAGAUUGAUUGUUUGAAGGAGGGCCGAAGGGUUACUAGGUGUGCGAGGAGCGUGAUUGAAGAUGUGAACAAACACUGUCUUGUGGAGUUCCGGAAACACUGGGGUUGCCUUGACAAUAACAACCAACAACUUUGGCAUUGUCGAUCACUAGAGCAGAAGCUCAACAAAUGUGUCUUUGACAAUCUGAAACUCGAGAAGAUUAUUCCAGAUACCCCAGCAAACGAAACCCCUGUGCACCUACGUAAACGACAAAUUUACUCACACUAUAGCUCGUGA
Molecule: messenger RNA, 471 nt
Organism: Sclerotinia borealis F-4128
Lineage: Eukaryota; Fungi; Ascomycota; Leotiomycetes; Helotiales; Sclerotiniaceae
Source: the annotation of a GenBank genome assembly